This is a messenger RNA of Leptidea sinapis, 3647 nucleotides long. RefSeq names its product steroid transmembrane transporter SLC22A24-like. Gene Ontology annotation, biological process: transmembrane transport. NCBI's taxonomy places the organism in Eukaryota, Metazoa, Arthropoda, Insecta, Lepidoptera, Pieridae. The transcript has a single exon. Gene Ontology annotation, molecular function: transmembrane transporter activity. Gene Ontology annotation, cellular component: membrane. Bases 111 to 1802 code for a protein of 563 amino acids. The record is from RefSeq and is a predicted model, not a curated record.
AGACAAGACAAGAGACAAUUGUAUUUAAGUGCAAGAAAACAAAUCUAAAUAAAGCAAUAGUCAAUAUUAAAUAAAUUGUAACAAUAUACUGGGGCUUAUAAAGUUAAAUCAUGCCGGACCAGAGAAGAGAUGACAAUUCUGACGUAGUCCCUAAAAGGGAAGAGUUUCAUCCGGAGGUCAAUUACGAUGUGCUUCUAACUGCAGCGGGGGGAUUCGGAAAAUAUCAAUGGUACCUGUUCUUCAUCAGUGGACCGUUUUAUUUCUUCUUCGCUUUUGUUUACUUCUCACAAAUUUUUAUAACACAAGUAUCUACCAAUCACUGGUGUUGGAUUCCAGAGCUUGAGAAUUUGACUGUGACUGAAAGGAGGAACAUAGCGAUUCCUAAAGACCAGAGUUCCAGUUUUGGAUAUUCAAGAUGCUCUUCAUAUGUGGCUGACUGGAAGGACGUGCUGAAUACUGGACAGCGUCCCAAUGAAACGUGGAGUACACAGGAAUGCCAAUAUGGAUGGGAGUUUGAUAAAACUGAAAUACCAUAUCAGACUAUUUCAAGUGAACUUGGAUGGGUUUGUGAAAAAAACAGCUACCAAGCAAUUGCUCAAUCAAUAUAUUUUAUAGGUUCUGUUUUUGGAUCAUUACUUUUUGGAUGGAUAUCUGACCGUUUUGGAAGACUUCCUGCAACCACAGUGAGUAAUAUGUUUGGUUGUGUAUCAGGAAUCACCAGUAUAUUCUCAACCAAUAUCAUCGACUUCUCAGUGAGUAGAUUCGUCAUGGGAAUGGCUUACGAUAGAUGUAUGAUGAUGCCUUAUCUGUUAGUCUUAGAAUUCGUUGGUCCAAAAUAUAGGAGCGUUAUAACGAAUGUGCCAUUUGCAAUUUUUUUCAUGUUGGGUUCUGUUGCGUUACCGUGGAUUGCAUUAGCUUGUCAUGAUUGGCGAGUAUUUUCUUUAGCUACAAGUAUUCCAUUAGUUUUAACUUUGUUGACUCCACUUUUCAUUCCAGAAAGUCCAAGGUGGCUUCUAUCUAUGAAUCGUGUAGAUGAGGCCAUUGACAAAGUUAACAAUAUAGCAAAAAUAAAUGGAGAAACUAUACCGGAAAAUAUGAUCCAACUAUUCAAAACAAACGUAGGAGCGGGAACAAAAGAGGAUGAAUCAAGCUGUUUGGAAAUUUUUAAAAGGCCGUUAAUGCUUAAAAUGUUUCUGAGUAUGUGUCUGCUAUAUUCCUGUAAUGUUAUUGCUUACGAUGUGCUUCUGCGAAACAUUGAAUCAUUGGGUUAUGAUUUUUUUCUUUCAUUUACAUUGAUAUCCAUUACCGAAUUACCAGCUUGUAUAUUAGUUGGAUUCGUUUUAGAUAGAUUAGGCCGAAAAUUUAUGAUGGUUGUAUCAUUAGGUAUUUGUAUAAUAUGCUGCAUAACGAUUAUAUUAUUGAGUGGUGGAUUAGCUGCAGUGGCAUUCGCCAUGAUUGCUAGAUUUACAUUAAAUAUAUCUUAUAAUAUAUCAAUGCAAUGGCCUAAUGAAAUAGUGCCAACCUGUGUUCGAGGUUCUGCAACUUCCAUUAUACAUAUAUGUGGGGUAUUUGCUGCUGUUCUGUCUCCAUAUAUUGCUUAUUCAGAGAACUAUGUGACAGGAAUGCCGUUAAUAUUGAUAGCUAUUAUAUCAGCGACUGGUAUACUGUGUUGCUUUGUGAUACCGGAAACAUCUGGCAAAGAUUUGCCGCAGACGUUUUCUGAAGCGGAGGAAUUGGUUGUUAAUGAAAAAUGUUUAAUUGUACCGAUUUCAUUUCCUAAAUUCUUACUAAAAUGGAAUUAGCAUUGAUACUCCUCAUGUAUAAUUCAACAAAUUUUACACUUAGCAUAAAUUUAGAAGAAUAACAAAUUGAGUAAUUUGUAGCUGUUGUUAUGUUAACUACAAUAGUUACCAUAACAAUAGCUACAAAAUUAUACUAAAACUUAUGGACGAUGCGGGACUCGAACCCGCGCCUCUUGGGUUCCGUCCAAGCACUCUUACCAGUUCUGGUACAAAUUAAAAUUUGUCUGUUUAAUCCCAAAAGUAGGAGAUAUUGCUUAAAAAAACAACCAACUGCUUAGAUUUUAAAGAGCGACAUCCCAAGUCAAUUUCCUAAUAUGCAAUUAUUGGGGCUUAGCAGAUUAUCGCAAAGUAGAUGUAGAUGAAGCCACAACCUGGAUUUACGAUCGAUGCGUCACUCAGACGGUUGGCUCAGUUGGUAAGAGCGCUCGGACGGAAUUAUUAAAUAUAGUUUUAUGUAGUAAAAUUAUUACAAAUAAAUUUUGGUACAAAUUAAAUUUGUUUAUAUACUUCAUUCCAGAAGUGAAGCCCCUCACUUCUGGAAUCACUAUCACACUCACUUAAAAAUAAUAAAACAGAUUUCAUAGUAAUAUAAUGAAUACUCAUAUUAUAAAUGCGUAGAUAUGUGAGUUUGUUUCUCUAUAUUUUGUUUGUUAGUUUAUUAUGGUUUCACUCUCAAACUGCUCAACCAAUCUUCAUGAUUUUUUUGUAAAGAGUACAGAAAAGGAUAUUAUUGAUUGUAAGUAUUUUAUAUUCCCCAAUAAAUAUAAUACAAAUUUAACGGGUCCACAUGAAACCAACGACGGUGAAUGAACGCUAUUUAAUAAAAUAGAAAAAUAAAGUAGGACGCGAGUUAAAGAGGAAGACCAUUAUAUUAUGACGGUCGUUCUUUGUAUGUAGACACGGCAUAAUCCAAACUAUGUCACGAAAAAAGCUAGUGUAAUAUUAUAGUAUAUUUUAUAUGAAGUAAUAAUAAACGUGUUAUAAGAUUAGUAAAAAUUUAUUCUUCACAUAAAAGUUACAUUAUUAUCUCGCCCAUGACCAGGAAAGCACGUGAAAUAUUGGAAUAAAUAAAUGACGGUGUAAAUUUUUCGAAGUAAUUAAAAAUAAAAUUCUUUAAUUAUCACACCCGCAUUAAUUUAAUUCUUGUUAAAAUAUUUAACAUUUUUUUAUUGUUUCUAUUUAAGUUUAAAUUAAUAGUAAGUUUUCGUAUGUAGCUACUUAACUUCAGGUAGGUCUACACUAUGCGAGCACGAGCGAACUGCCAGUGGAACACGAAUUCUUGUGUAGUGUGGAUUCGCUUACGAGCGUAAAACGAGAACGCUUGUGUUUGGCAUGUGCUCCACAGUGCUCUACUAACUGUGGGUUUUAAUAAACAGAAAUAGAUUUCCGUCGCGUUCCUGGUACAUCGCUCGAGUAUAUUGAAAAAUUAUUUAAUUUUAAUCUGUUUUAAUUACUAAAUUAUAAAAUAAACAGAAUAUAUUAAUUUUAAAGGCAUAGCAAAUAUGUAUCAUAUUGUAUAAAUUUUAUUAUUAAGGAAUCAAAAAAUAGAUGAUAAAAUUAAUGCCUUUAAGGACUUUUAGUAAUUGUAACAGAAGCCCGCCCCAGUCUUUUCUUCCCCUACUUUAUGUGAACAUCCCUUACUAAUAUAUGUAGUUAAGUUGAUUUACGCGAACACUGGUAACAUAACAUAACAUAAUUUACCAUGGAUAUCGGAGUUCUAUGCAACACUGCAUUUUAUUAAAGAUUAUGUAUAUGGUAUAGUAUAUUUUUAAGACGUUGUAUUAUAUGUAUAUAUAUUUACGUAUUCUGAACCUCUGUUGUGUGAAAUAAAGUUUAUUAAUAUUA